AUGACGGCGCAAACAGUCUCAAUAUGUAAAUUCGUCGGAACAAUCACCCUGGGAAUCGCUACAGGCGUCUCAGCAACCGUCUCCACAAUCGCCCUCCCUGCCCUCCUCGCUCUCCCCACCGCCAUAAACGCCCGAACAUCCCUAGUCUACCUCUCCACCAAAUCCACAAAUCUCUCCUCCUACCUACGCCAUAUAACAACCUUUACCCUCUUCUCCGCGUACUGCUUGUCGCCUAGACGGUUCCGCCAUCCUUAUCUGCUCUACACGUCCAUAUUCUCCUUUGUCUCGGGUCCCGGUAUCGACUAUGCGGUUAGCCUGACGGCAGGUGGUGAUAAGAAGCGUCAAGUAAUGGAAUUGGAGGCUCAGGGCGAUGAGGUCAAUGGCGAGCAGGUUCGGUUGGCGGUCGAGAGGAAGCAGAAGGUUGAGUGGGUUAAGACAAGCUUGGCUGGCGUGGCUUUUGCUAUGCAGGUUGUUGGGCUGUGGGGUGAUGGCGCAUAG
Messenger RNA from Alternaria atra, 498 nucleotides. RefSeq lists its product as uncharacterized. The coding region runs from base 1 to 498 and encodes 165 amino acids. The transcript is spliced from 2 exons. Lineage: Eukaryota; Fungi; Ascomycota; Dothideomycetes; Pleosporales; Pleosporaceae. Gene Ontology annotation, cellular component: mitochondrion. The record is from RefSeq and is a predicted model, not a curated record. Gene Ontology annotation, biological process: autophagy of mitochondrion.